CAUCAUCAUGUCUCCAUGGCAAGUCUUCGACCUUGUUUCUCACCAUCUCGACCCCAAAACCCUAGCCAUAGCCUCUUGCGUCUGCAAGUCAUGGUUCUGUUGCAUUUCCUCCGACCACAUUUGGCAGCCCAUUUGCACCACCCAUUACCCUUCUCUCUCUAACCUUAAGCUCACAAACCCCGCCCUUCCCUACUACCGCCUCUACGCCAUGGCCUCCGCCGCCGCCAAACGCCGUUUCGAGAGCCCAUCCAAACCCUCCCUUGCCCUCCACGAGCUCAUCUUCACAGUCAACAUCAUCAACGGCAACAACGUUGUUCUGUGUCUUCAGAAACCCGGGAACGAGCUAGUCGUGGAUUGCAAUGGGGUGUUCAAGUUCGAUAUUGACGUCCCCGACUACGAGUUUGAAGAUGCGGCGUUUGAGUCGGUGAGAGUUACGUGGAGUGUGGUGUUGAAAGGGUGGAAAGGGGUGUUUAAUAUGUUGGAAUGUCAAGGGAAGAGAGGAAUAGUCGACUGGUGGUUCUGGGCGGAGCUGCCUUUGCCGGGGUGUUGCUCGAGCCUCGUCGAUAGUGGUGUGGUGGCGGAUAUGAGGUUGGAGUUUACUGAUUCAAAAAGGGGUCGAAACAAUUUUGAUGUUGGGCGGAUCAACAAGGUGACCGUGGGCAUGUUGAGUUCAGCAAAGUUGAGAUAUGUCGGUGUGGAUGAUGGUCUAAGAUACUUGCAACAUUUUCUUUGAUAUUAAGACAACAGCUCUCGAUCAAUCUUUU
Messenger RNA from Argentina anserina (silverweed cinquefoil), 764 nucleotides. RefSeq names its product probable F-box protein At5g04010. Gene Ontology annotation, molecular function: protein binding. Gene Ontology annotation, biological process: gibberellic acid mediated signaling pathway; SCF-dependent proteasomal ubiquitin-dependent protein catabolic process. NCBI's taxonomy places the organism in Eukaryota, Viridiplantae, Streptophyta, Magnoliopsida, Rosales, Rosaceae. Gene Ontology annotation, cellular component: cytoplasm; SCF ubiquitin ligase complex. The coding region runs from base 8 to 733 and encodes 241 amino acids. The transcript has a single exon. The record is from RefSeq and is a predicted model, not a curated record.